This is a messenger RNA of Anolis sagrei ordinatus, 3084 nucleotides long. RefSeq names its product zinc finger protein 618 (gene ZNF618). Lineage: Eukaryota; Metazoa; Chordata; Lepidosauria; Squamata; Anolidae. The record is from RefSeq and is a predicted model, not a curated record.
CGCCCUCCCGCGAUGGCGGCGCUCUCGGCCGCGGCUCCGGCUCCCGCGCGCGCUCCUUGGCGUCCGCCUCAGCCUCUUCGCCUUCCGCAGCCGCGGGAGCCGCGCAGAGAGCCCUGAGGGAGGCCGAGGCGGAAUGGAAGGCCAGGCCAGGCCAGGGCGCGGCGGCGGCGGCGGCCUACUUCCUGAGGUAAACCUGGAAGCCAUGAAGGAGCCCGGCGAGGAGGGCGAAGGGGAAGUCCUGGCCUCACCCCCGGAAGCCCCCCCGGAGGCGGCCCCCGCUGUGCCGCAGGCCGAAGGGAGUGGCAGCAGCGUUGGUACCAGGUCCUCCACCAGCCGGGAGCGCCUGAAGCGGACCCAGAAGAGCAUGAAGGCAGAGGGUUCCGAGGCAGCCCCCACCCAGCCACAUACACCUGAGAAGGAGGCCACAGGAGCAGCCCUGACCCCGGAGGUGAAGGUGAAGACGGAGCUCCCGGAUGACUACGUCCAGGAGGUGGUCUGGCAGGACAAUGGCAGCGGUGCCAAAGAGCCUAAGAAGGGCCCGAAGGACGGGACUGGAGAGGUGCCAGCAGAGAUCUGCGUGGUGAUUGGGGGCGUGCGCAACCAGCAGACGCUCGGAUCUUAUGAGUGCGGCAUCUGUGGAAAGAAAUACAAGUAUUACAAUUGUUUCCAGACCCACGUUCGUGCACACAGAGACACGGAAGCCACGUCGGGCGAAGGAGCCUCCCAAGGCAACAACUUCCGUUAUACCUGUGACAUCUGCGGGAAGAAGUACAAGUACUACAGCUGCUUCCAGGAGCACCGGGACCUGCAUGCCGUGGACGAUCCCUACGACCAGGCCAUGAUCGCCAAGGAGGAGGUCAAGGAAGAGGAACCUGAGCCCUUUCAGAAGAUUGGUCCAAGUAUGACUUACCGAGUUUGCAACUUAAAGACAGGCAACUACACCUGCGAGUUCUGUGGCAAGCAGUACAAGUACUACACUCCCUACCAGGAGCAUGUGGCCCUCCACGCCCCCAUCAAGUACUCCCGAUCUCCACUCUUCGUGGCCGUGAAGACCCCCGGGAGCCAAUCGGGCAAAAAAACGCCGUCGGCCUCCAUAAUCCGGUGCUCCACUUUGCUCCACCGCUCUCCCUCCGGGGCCUCUCCGGCCUCCCAACCCCAGAUGUUCCGCGCGCCCAAUUCUGGAUCCCCCGGAAGCAAGGCCACCACAGAGAGCGCUUUCAGCCGGAGAGUGGAAAACAAGCUGCAGAACAACUUUGAAGAAACCAACAGCAGCUCCCAAAACUCCAGUGAACCCGCCAGUCCCCUGGCCUCAAACCCUUUACUGCUUUUGCAAAAGCCAUACACCUGCGGGGCCUGCGGCAUCCAGUUCCAGUUCUACAACAACCUCCUGGAGCACAUGCAAUCCCAUGCAGCUGACAACGAGAACAGCGUUACCUCAAACCAGCCCAGGUCUCCGCCAGCCGUUAUCGAAGAGAAGUGGAAGCCACAGCCCCAGCGCAACAACACUAACAAUGUGUCCGGCGGGAGCUCCCUGGCCAACAGCGCCAUCCCCGAGAAGGAGCGGCAGAACAUUGCAGAACGGCUGCUGCGGGUGAUGUGCGCCGACCUGGGAACGCUGAGCGUGGUGAGCGGGAAGGAGUUUGUGAAGCUGGCCCAGACACUGGUGGACAGCGGUGCCCGCUACGGGGCCUUCUCGGUCACCGAGGCCCUGGGCAAUUUCCACUCGCUGGCUCUCAAGCACCUGCCCCGGAUGUACAAUCAGGUGAAGGUGAAAGUCACUUGCGCCCUGGGCAGCAACGCCUGCCUGGGCAUCGGGGUGACCUGCCACUCACAGAGCGUGGGACCCGAUGCCUGCUACAUCCUGACGGCCUACCAGGCGGAGGGCAACAGCAUCCGGAGCUACGUCCUAGGCGUCAAGGGGGUGGACAUCCGGGAGAGCGGGGACCUGGUCCACCACUGGGCGCAGAAUGUCCUCUCGGAGUUCGUGAUGCCCGAGAUCCGGACGGUCUAUGUCACGGACUGCAAGGCGGGCUCUCCGGCCUUCUCCAAGGCGGGCCUCUGCCUUCGCUGCUCGGCCUGUGCUCUCAACGCAGUGGUGCAGAGCGUGCUGAGCAAGAGGACACUGCAGGCCCGCAGCAUGCAUGAAGUCAUCGAGCUGCUCAACGUCUGCGAGGACCUGGCGGGCUCGGCCGGCAUUGCCAAGGAGACCUUUGGCUCGCUGGAGGAGACGGCACCCCCGCCCUGCUGGAACUCGGUCACGGACUCUCUCCUCUUGGUGCACGAGCGCUACGAGCAGAUCUGCGAGUUCUACAGCCGGGCCAAGAGGAUGAGCCUCAUCCAGAACCUCAACAAGCACUUACUCAGCAACCUGGCUGCCAUCCUGGCCCCCGUCAAGCAGGCGGUGGUUGAGCUGAGCGGCGAGAGCCGGCCCACCCUGCAGCUGGUGCUGCCCACCUACGUCAAGCUGGAGAAGCUCUUCACCUCCAAGGCCAACGACGCCGGCAUCGUCAGCAAGCUCUGCCACCUCUUCCUGGAGGCCCUGAAGGAGAACUUCAAGGUCCACUCGGCUCACAAGGUGGCCAUGAUCCUGGACCCCCAGCAGAAGCUGCGCCCUGUCCCGCCAUACCAGCACGAGGAGAUCAUCGGCAAGGUCUGCGAGCUGAUCGGCGAGGUCAAGGAGUCCUGGUCCGAGGAGGCCGAGUUCGAGCCCUCCGCCUCUAAGAAGCCACGGACCUCUGGCGGAGGAAGCGGAAGCAGUGGCGGAGGUGGCGGCAGUGAGGGCUCCCCGGCACAGGAGGAGGACCGCUCUGGGAAGAAUGAGGUCUACGACUACCUGCAGGAGCCCCUCUUCCAGGCGCCGCCAGACCUCUUCCAGUACUGGUCUUGCGUGACCCAGAAGCACACCAAACUGGCCAAGCUGGCCUUCUGGCUCCUGGCCGUGCCAGCUGUGGGUGCCCGCAGCAACUGUGUAAAUAUGUGCAAACAGGCCCUCCUGAUCAAGCGGUAGCGGCUCCUCAGCACCGAGGAUAUGAACAAGCUCAUGUUCUUGAAGUCCAAUAUGCUUUAAGGCUCAGUGCGGGUGGG